Molecule: messenger RNA, 1803 nt
Organism: Lindgomyces ingoldianus
Lineage: Eukaryota; Fungi; Ascomycota; Dothideomycetes; Pleosporales; Lindgomycetaceae
Product: NACHT-domain-containing protein
Exons: 5
Coding region: 1-1803 (600 amino acids)
Source: RefSeq, a predicted model, not a curated record
AUGGUGAAAGAUGAUAUUGAAGAGCUAGUUGAGAGUAGCCAGGGGGCCAGAGAGUCGAGAGAUGGAGUAACUAAUCAAGAAUGCAUCAAACACUUGCGACUCACCGAUCCCCGUGAUGAUAAGAAACGUAUUGAGGAAACCAAGGGUGGCCUGUUGCCGGGCUUGUACGGCUGGAUUCUCGAAAACUCAGACUUCCAACAAUGGCGCAACGACCCGCAGAGCCGACUGCUAUGGAUCAAGGGCGACCCCGGCAAGGGUAAGACUAUGUUGCUUUGCGGCAUUGUGAACGAGCUGGAGAAGUCGAUGGUCAAGACGGACCUCCUAUCCUACUUCUUCUGCCAAGGCACGGACUCGCGUAUCAACAACUCCACCGCCGUACUACGCGGCCUAAUCUUCAUGCUCGCUGACCAGCAGCCGUCGUUGACCUCACAUCUCCGGAAGAAGUAUAACCAGGCAGGAAAAUUGCUCUUUGAAGAUAGAAAUUCUUGGGUCGCCGUGUCGGACAUCCUUAAGAACAUACUACAAGACCCGAACCUAAAGACAACUUACCUGGUUAUAGACGCCCUCGAUGAAUGUGUUAAGGACUUGCCGAAGCUCUUAGACUUCAUUGUCAGUACCUCCUCGUCGUUGACCAGUGUAAAGUGGCUGUUGUCUAGUCGGAACAUGCUCCACAUCGAGCAAAAAUUAAGAUUUACUAAUGAACGGACAAGACUGAGUCUUGAGCUGAAGGAAAAUGCGGAGCAGCUGUCGUGUCUACACUCACUUCAAGACGACGACCUGAAAGACCGAGUACGAGAUAUCCUGCGCCAGAAGGCGAAUGGCACCUUCCUCUGGGUUGCCCUCGUGGUCCAGGAGCUUGAGAGGCCUGAGAAUUGGGAUCCUUUACUGGUAGUAGAAGAAGUGCCAACGGACCUAUACCAGCUCUACGACCGCAUGGUGAAUCAGAUCCAACAGCUUCCUGAAAGACACAGGGAGUUUUGCAACCUUAUGCUUUCCAUUGCUACUGUCGCGUAUCGUCCACUUUUCUUGGCUGAGAUAGGCAGCUUGUGCGGGUUACCAGAAGAUAUUUCUGUAUUGACAGAUAAUGUAAGAAAGGUCGUGGCCAUGUGUGGUUCGUUCCUUACCAUCCAAGAGGAUCAAGUCUACCUCAUCCAUCAAUCAGCCAAGGACUACUUGAGUGACAAGGCGCGAGCUACCAUUUUUCCAUCCCAAGAAAUAACCCACGACAAAAUCUUCUCUCGAUCGCUAGAGCUGAUGUCCGGUACGCUUAAACGCAAUAUGUACGGUCUCAGUACGCCAGACUUUCCGAUCGACCAGGUCCAAGUACCGGUCCAAGACCCACUGGCGAUGACGCGGUAUUCGUGCGUCUACUGGGUUACCCACCUUUGUGACUCGGUUUCCGGCAAAAGCAUGAAACGGGACGAAUUAUGGGACGAAGGUACUGUCCACACCUUCCUUAAAACAAAGUAUCUGUACUGGCUUGAGGCUCUCAGCCUUUGCAAGAGCAUGUCAGAAGGGGUGAUUUUAGUAGCAAAACUCCAGACUUUAAUCCAGGGAGAAGCGAAAGCAUCUGCAUUAAUUGAGCUAGUUCAAGACGCGCAUCGAUUUAUUAUGUAUCACAAAGGGAGAAUAGAGAACAAUCCCUUGCAGGCAUACGGGUCCGCACUCGUGUUCAGCCCAGUCCGCAGCUUAGUAAAGGCUCUUUUUAAAGAAGAGCAAAAGUGGAUAAAGGUAUUAAAGGCAGAUAUAGGAGAUAAGUGGAGGCGUGGGAUUAAGUCCGGAUGGAGCAUGGAUAACAUAUAA